Molecule: messenger RNA, 396 nt
Organism: Pelobates cultripes (western spadefoot toad)
Lineage: Eukaryota; Metazoa; Chordata; Amphibia; Anura; Pelobatidae
Source: the annotation of a GenBank genome assembly
AUGUAUCAUACACUGUUUCUCAUUCAACCAUAACCACACUAGCCAAUACACCAGAAACAAUCGCUGAUUCAUCCUUUAGCCCAUCUGAUUCAAACACCAAUAAACCAUCUACCACAGAGAACUGGCCCAGCACAUCUGAAUCAAGUUGGAAUAUAUCAUCUAUUGCAAGUGAAUCAACCACAUACUUGCAAUCCAGUCCCUCUGACUCAACCAUAAAUAUAUCAACCAGUAAAUCCCAAUCAAGCACACUCUCAAAUCUACCCAAAUCAAGCACAGUCUCACUUUCAAGUUCACCUAAAUCAAGCACAGAUGCUUCAUCUUUAAAUGCUACAUCUAAACUGUCAACGUCUUUGAGUGCUCUUCCUUCCAAAAGCACCAUAAGUACUUUUGAUCCAG